Molecule: messenger RNA, 1631 nt
Organism: Zootoca vivipara (common lizard)
Lineage: Eukaryota; Metazoa; Chordata; Lepidosauria; Squamata; Lacertidae
Source: RefSeq, a predicted model, not a curated record
GUCGAGAUGCGGCCCCCGCCCGCCUUCUCUUAUUUCGGGGUGGGGGCGUCAUUGCUCUCUCUGACGGGGGGGAGGGGUGCCCGUGGACGCCCCCCCUCAGCUGGGGCAGCUUCCCCCACCGCCAUGACGCCCCUUGGCUCUCCAUGGGUCCGUCCGUCCAUGAGCCAACCAGGUUGCCCCGCCCCCAUCCCUUCUCCUCUCUCUUCCCUCCUGCCUGCCUGCCUCCCUCACAGGGCUGUUGUUGCUGCGGGGCAGAGCUGGCCUGGUCUGGAGCAUCUCAGUAAUUAAUAAUAAUAAUAAUAAUUUAUAACCCGCCCAUCUGGCUGGGUUUCCCCAGCCACUCAGGGCGGCUGCUUCUAGCAAAAUGUUAAAAUACAAUAAUUCAUCAAAUAUUAAAAGCUUCCCUAAACAGUAAACUUCCUCAAAGGGAGGAGAAAAGGAGAAAGCGCGACGUCCACUGCCCCCUCUCUUUCCCCAGAGGAAGCUCCUCGGGGCAGGGACCUCUCUAGACCACACUUCUUCCCAGUUUGGGGGAAAGGCAGGGCCCGAUUGAGGUUUGAUGAGGCCCAAAGCUACUGAAGGCACCUUGCGUGUUGCUACUUUGGAUCUCAGCUGCAGACCCUCGGAGGAAGAAUGUUUCAUGGAAUCCCAGCAGCCCCUGGGAUGGGAGCCCCAGCGAAUAAGCCGGAACUAUAUGAGGAAGUGAAGUUAUACAAGAAUGCCCGGGAGCGAGAGAAAUACGACAACAUGGCUGAGCUGUUUGCUGUGGUGAAGACGAUGCAGGCUCUGGAAAAAGCCUACAUCAAGGACUGUGUCACCCCCAGCGAGUAUACUGCAGCUUGCUCCCGCCUCCUAGUCCAGUACAAGGCAGCCUUCAAGCAGGUCCAGGGCCCGGAAAUCAACUCAAUCGAUGACUUUUGCCGUAAAUUUCGGCUCGAUUGCCCGCUGGCCAUGGAGAGGAUCAAGGAAGAUCGGCCCAUUACCAUCAAGGACGACAAGGGCAACCUCAACCGCUGCAUUGCGGACAUCGUUUCGCUCUUUAUCACAGUGAUGGACAAGCUGCGCUUGGAGAUCCGGGCAAUGGAUGAGAUCCAGCCUGACCUCCGGGAAUUGAUGGAGACCAUGAAUCGCAUGAGCCACUUGCCCCCGGACUUCGAGGGCCGGCAGAAGGUGAACCAGUGGCUGCAAACCCUGAGCGGCAUGUCGGCUUCCGACGAGCUGGACGACUCUCAAGUGCGGCAGAUGCUCUUCGACUUGGAGUCCGCCUACAAUGCCUUCAACCGCUUCCUGCACUCGUGAGGAGGGGGGAGGACGGCGGGCUUUGGGCCUCGUCGACAGCGGCCACAUCAGGAGGUCAUAGAGCCAUUGUGCCGAGGAUGAGAAUGUACAUUCCUCCCAUUGUCCCUCUGAAUGCAAGGACUCAAGUUUCCCCUCCUUGGGGGGUGGGGGGGAGAGAAAGAAACUCCCUCUUGUUAAUGUUUAAGUUCCACGGCUCUCCUGUUUUCUCAUUCAUUGCAUUGUAUAGUAUGUGUGUCCACAUCUCUAAGGGUGGGGUGGGGAGGGAAUCGGAUAAUGCACCAUGGAAGGCGGCAAACAACUGACAGAUAACUCUCUCUGCCACCUGAAGGGAU